Messenger RNA from Gorilla gorilla gorilla (western lowland gorilla), 1833 nucleotides. Its product is annotated as double homeobox protein 4-like protein 4. Lineage: Eukaryota; Metazoa; Chordata; Mammalia; Primates; Hominidae. Gene Ontology annotation, cellular component: nucleus. The coding region runs from base 1 to 1833 and encodes 610 amino acids. Gene Ontology annotation, biological process: regulation of transcription by RNA polymerase II. The transcript is spliced from 2 exons. Gene Ontology annotation, molecular function: DNA-binding transcription factor activity, RNA polymerase II-specific; RNA polymerase II transcription regulatory region sequence-specific DNA binding. The record is from RefSeq and is a predicted model, not a curated record.
AUGAACCAGAGCCACACGCCUGCGUGUGUGAGACUGUCCCGGCAACGGCGACACCCACGGGCAUUGCCUCCUUCACGGAGAGAGGGCCUGGAAAGCUCAAGACUCCCACGGAGGUUCAUUUCCACACUCCCCUCCACCCUUCCAGGCUGGUUUCUCCCUGCUGAAGACGCGCGGGAGCCCAGAGAGCGGCUUCCAGUUCCCGCGGGAUUCGUGGAGAGGUCGGGAGAGCCAGCCCCCGAAACGCGCCCCCCUCACCCCUUCCCCCUCUCCCCCUUCCGCUUCGUCUCUCCGGCCCCACCACCACCACCAUCACCACGCCCUCCCCCGCCCCACCUCAAACCCCCCCACCCCGACCCUGGCCUCAACGCCCUGGGGCCCUUCCUGGGGGGCGGGGGGCGGCGUGCUGUCCCAGGGCUCACCGCCCUUCAUGAAGGGAGCCGCUGGCUGGCUGUCUGGGCCGGCUUCCUGGCUGCACCUGCCGCAGUGCACAGUGAGGUGCACGGGAGCCCGCCGGCCUCUCUCUGCCCGUGUCCGUCCGUGAAAUUCCGGCCGGGGCUCCCCGCGAUGGCCCUCCCGACACCUUCGGACAGCACCCUCCCCGCGGAAGCCCGAGGACGAGGACGGCGAAGGAGACUCGUUUGGACCCCGAGCCAAAGCGAGGCCCUGCGAGCCUGCUUUGAGCGGAACCCGUACCCGGGCAUCGCCACCAGAGAACGGCUGGCCCAGGCUAUCGGCAUUCCGGAGCCCAGGGUCCAGAUUUGGUUUCAGAAUGAGAGGUCACGCCAGCUGAGGCAGCACCGGCGGGAAUCUCGGCCCUGGCCCGGGAGACGCGGCCCGCAAGAAGGCAGGCGAAAGCGGACCGCCGUCACCGGAUCCCAGACCGCCCUGCUCCUCCGAGCCUUUGAGAAGGAUCGCUUUCCAGGCAUCGCCGCCAGGGAAGAGCUGGCCAGAGAGACGGGCCUCCCGGAGUCCAGGAUUCAGAUCUGGUUUCAGAAUCGAAGGGCCAGGCACCCGGGACAGGGUGGCAGGGCGCCCGCGCACGCAGGCGGCCUGUGCGACGCGGCCCCCGGCGGGUGUCACCCUGCUCCCUCGUGGGUCGCCUUCGCCCACACCGGGGCGUGGGGAACGGGGCUUCCCGCACCCCACGUGCCCUGCGCGCCUGGGGCCCUCCCACAGGGGGCUUUCGUGAGCCAGGGAGCGAGGGCCGUCCCCGUGCUCCAGCCCAGCCAGGCCGCGCCGGCAGAGGGGAUCUCCCAACCUGCCCCGGCACGCGGGGAUUUUGCCUACGCUGCCCCGGCUCCUCCGGAAGGGGCGCUCUCCCACCCUCAGACUCCUCGGUGGCCUCCGCAGCCGGGCAAAUGCCGGGAGGACCGGGACCCGCAGCGCGACGGCCCGCCGGGCCCUUGCGCGGUGGGACAGCCUGGGCCCGCUCAAGCGGGGCCACAGGGCCAAGGUGUGCUUGCGCCACCCACGUCCCAGGGGAGUCCGUGGUGGGGCUGGGGCCGGGGUCCCCAGGUCGCCGGGGCGGCGUGGGAACCCCAAGCCGGGGCAGCUCCACCUCCCCAGCCCGCGCCCCCGGAGGCCUCCGCGCGGCAGGGGCAGAUGCAAGGCAUCCGGGCGCCCUCCCAGGCGCUCCAGGAGCCGGGGCGCUCGUCUGCACUCCCCUCCGGCCUGCUGCUGGAUGAGCUCCUGGCGAGCCCGGAGUUUCUGCAGCGGGCGCAACCUUUCCUAGAAACGGAGGCCCCGGGGGAGCUGGAGGCCUUGGAAGAGGCCGCCUCGCUGGAAGCACCCCUCAGCGAGGAAGAAUACCGGGCUCUGCUGGAGGAGCUUUAG